This is a messenger RNA of Xiphophorus hellerii (green swordtail), 3567 nucleotides long. RefSeq lists its product as uncharacterized. The record is from RefSeq and is a predicted model, not a curated record. The transcript has 6 exons. The coding region runs from base 586 to 2565 and encodes 659 amino acids. NCBI's taxonomy places the organism in Eukaryota, Metazoa, Chordata, Actinopteri, Cyprinodontiformes, Poeciliidae.
AUCACACAGAGAGAAACAUUACUGACUCACAUUAAGAAUGAGCAGUCAGAUGUUCAAACAUUGAAAGAAGCUUUUGAAGGCCUUGAGCUGAAAUGCGCAGACCUGAUCUUGCAGGCCAGCUCACAAGCACAGCAAGCCGGGAAGCCACAGAUGAAAGACAACAGUCAGAGUCCUCUUGUUGCGACCCAGCUCAGUCCUUUCAGCUCAGUCUUGGAAAGAUUCAGAGUUGAGGAAACUGCUAAGGAUCCAGACUCCAGCUCUCAGCUGCCUGACCUCGACAGUCUGCAGUGCGCUGCUUCCUCUCAGGCCAAAAUCCAGGAUUGUCUGAAGGACACAGGAACAGCUUCAAAGCUUGCUUCUACUGGAGCAAAUGGAGGUCAGCCUUCUGAAUAUAAACAGGAGAUAAGGAUAGUUUUUGGUUCCAUUUUGAGGACCUUAAACUUAUUUAUCUUUAGGCCAAAAAUGCCAUCAGUUCAUGAUGAAACGAUGUGGGGUUUUUGAGUACAAUGCAGUUAAAACAGCAUAUUUUGUCAACAUCUAUACCUUUCCUUCCCAGGUCAAGACGAGGUGAAUAAUCAGCAAGAAAUGAUUAAACAGUUAUCAUAUUUCACAAGCAGCAUCCCUGAUAAUUCUGAAAAAAACACAGAAACCGCUGGUACAAGUGACUUAAUUGGACUUGAUCAGAGUUUUCUGAGUAAAUCUACCUGUGUCAGUACAUCAAACCCUGGGUGCGCUUCACUGAAUGGAUCUACAGAAUUACUUGAAUAUGAAACAUAUGAAGAGAACAAAAAAGGAAAUGAUAAGAAACAUGAGAGAGGGGAGGAUAGCAAAAAGAAAACCAACAAUAUACAGCAGGAGGAAAAAAUAUUUCAGGAAAAUGUGAAAAGUGAAAGAAAUCCUGCAGAAAAAAGAACAACCCCAGUUCAAAUGGUAGAUAGUUCAGACAUGCACAGGGAUUCUGAGGGGUCAGCAAAGGCAACAAAGAGGACCAGUAACCCAGAAACAGAAACAAGAGCUAGAGGUGAGGGAGAAGUAACAGAUGGAGUGAAAGAGAGAGGAGAGUCAGCAAAGCAUGCACCAGAAAGUCCAGAAACACAGAUACCAGCUCUCACAACUGCUGAUAUGAUUGAAGCGAGCCUCGGCGGGCAGGUCAAUGACUUCAUGGAUACUGAGCUGCCGUCAACUGUCUGUGAACCCCUUAACUCCACAGAACGUGUUUCUCUAAAAACCACAGAGAAGGAUGGAAAUGUAAACAGUGAAUUUACUGUCAGCACAAAUGAACACAAAGUGACUUCAGAUCAACACAGCAUCUGUGCUGAAGAUGAGAUACAUAUCUUAACUACAACGGAUCAGACUUCAUGUAGUGAAGCUCAGUCGAUCACACUUUGUCAGAUUCCAGGAGAUGAGAACCCAUCCAGGGAAACAUUGGGUGCUUUUCCUGCUGAAUGUGCCUCCCAGAAGAAUCCUGCUGGAGAGUUGGAGCAAGAAAACAACAUCCAGGUGUGCCAAACAAACCAAACUGAAACUGGAAGAUAUAAUUCUCCACACGUCAACGCCGAUAUCAUCCAAACAGAUGAAAAUACUGAUGCACCCGUCAGGAAAGAGUCUGAGUUAAUGAGAGAACCACCACCGGAAAUUUCAGCAAAGGAGAGUGUGCGGCUGACUUCUGCUGUGGCUAAUGAUGAAGAUGAUGCACAAAAGAGGAAGUGGAUUCAGCCAAAUGUAAACACAUGUGAAACUGUACAUAUACCUUCGUCAACAUCCUGUUUAAAGGAUGUAUCCAUGGAGGCUAUCCUUCUACCAGAUGUUUCACCUGAAAACAUUCAGGAGGAAACAAAAACCAACACACUGAAGGAUCCUGGGCUUAAAGAAAUAACCCAAGACAAAGGCGAUUUGAAUCUCUCUAUUCUGCCAAGUCAUGACGGUAAUGGAUGGCCAGAGCUUGACCGUUCACAGCUUCACCAGAAGAGACCUGAUGCUUCGUUUGAUUUGUCCCUGAUGAGCAGAAAGCCUUGCAGGUCCGUGUUUGACUGGGGGGCAGCUCAGAGGAAACGGUUCUGCUCGGGACCAAAGUCAGAUGGAGCCGGCCUGCUACAGUUAAACCAGGCUCCCGAUGUGUCUCAAACAGAUAGCACAGGACAUUCCCACAGCACUAUACCCAUGUUCAACGAAAGCAAGCACAACAAAGUCCCCUUGCUCAUAAUGAGAGCAUCAGAUCUAUUCAAUGCUUCUGGAGCUACAUCCUCUUUGACGGGUCAACAGAGGGAAGAAAACUGCAGAGAGGAACCAGCAGAAACGGACAAGACACUUUCUUUGUCCAUCAGUUCUUUUCCACGCACUCUCUCCUCUAAUACAAGCAGCAAAGGUUCACUGCAGACCAACCUGGAGUGUAGCAAAGCUCAGAGCUCAGCUCCAGUUACAGGGUCAGAGUCGGAGUGGGAUCUGUCCUGUUCCCAGGAGAGGGAAACCCAGCAGUCAGCUUUCAGAGCACAGAUCUCUAAGAUCGAACAUUUUCUCAACAGCGAGAGGCUUCGACUCUCCAAAAGACGACGAACUGACAGCUGAACAAAACUGAUGUAUCCACAAGUUUAACAAGUUGGUUCAUUUAUCGUGCCUUAGGUUUAAAUAUUAAUAAGUAAAACCUUUUUUUUGUUCUAAAAGGAAACUUUAGUUGAAAACAUAUAUGAAUAAACAAAUUUUUGCUUUGUAACUUUACACAUUUAACUUUAGUACAUAAAAUUUUGCUUUAUCCGCAGAACUCUGCUGUUCAUUCAUUGUCAGAUUUGGGCAACUGCUUCAGGAGGAAGGCAAUAUUGAUACAAAUAGAAGUUUAAGCUAAUGUUUGGAUUAGGUUUUGUGUGUUUUUAUAAGUUGAAUUUGAAGCAGAACUUUGUAAAUCAUUUUACUCUGCAUAAUUUAAGAACGUUCAUAAUGCGUUUUUGUUAGCAGUGGGUUUUGGAGCCACCAAUGCCUUGUUAAAGGAAGUAGCCUGAUAUAAAAGGGUAUAAAAAGACAGUGAAAUGUUUUUUUAUCUCUGAAUAAACCUUAAAUAUUUCAAAGCAAACAGCCCAGUCAUGUUACCACAAAACAAAAGUGCUGUUGGGGAAAAAAAAAAAAAAGAUUCUACGAGCAAUUAACACAUUAAUUAAUAUGGCAAUUAACAUUAACCUCAUAUCCUCAGAGGAGCUUUAAAUGUGAAGGAACCUUUAGUCUAAAUCCAUGCAGUUGUUGUUAAAAGUGAAAUUAGAUGUUGGAACACAACUGGUAACACCUAUUAAUGCUAAUUAAGAGACACAGCCAUAGAGGUAGCAAUUAGCACCGAAUACACGAACCCUAAUUAAGAGAAAUCAAUUAGGGAACAUACAGACCAAUUAGCUCACUGUAAUUGGCAUCUCAUUAACUUUAUGUUCCUGUUGUGAAAUAUAAAGACCAUGAAGCACAGACAGCUGGCUUCUCCUUGGUAUGAUUGCUGUUUAUCUUUGUCGCAUUCUAGACGAUUUUCUUGGAUUUUGUUUCAGUUGGUUGGAAAAUUAAGUAAUUUAAGUUUUUCUGUUAUUAAAUCAUUUC